Molecule: messenger RNA, 1192 nt
Organism: Daphnia pulex (common water flea)
Lineage: Eukaryota; Metazoa; Arthropoda; Branchiopoda; Diplostraca; Daphniidae
Product: procathepsin L-like
Exons: 8
Coding region: 47-1078 (343 amino acids)
Cellular component (GO): lysosome
Molecular function (GO): cysteine-type endopeptidase activity
Source: RefSeq, a predicted model, not a curated record
UCACCGAAUAGAAUCACUCUGCAAAGGAACAGUAAUCAGACGAGAGAUGAAAUUGUAUCUAGCAAUUCUACUGGUGAUUUUGGCAGUAGCAGUGGCCGACAAAGACGACGAUUUCUUGUGGAAAUCCUUCAAGCUUGAACACCGUAAAAAUCACUCACCAGAGAAAGAGCUCAGUAGGAAGAAAAACUUUCUUAGACAGCAGCGGAGAAUCGAGAAACACAACCGAGAAAAUAACGGAUGGAAGAUGGCACACAGCCGCUUCUCCGAUAUGACGGACGAAGAGAAGUCGGUCGUUCGCGGAGCGAGAAUGAUGAAGCGCAAACCACAGGCUAAUGACAAUGCGGCUAACUUCCCCGACGACGUUCCACGCAACGUUCUUAAUCGCGCUCUUCCAAACUACAUUGAUUACCGGGCCAACAAGUGUUUGCAACCGAUCAGAGAUCAAGGCCACUGUGGAAGUUGUUGGGCUUUCUCAGCUAUCACGGCUCUCGAGUUCUCCAAAUGUAAGAAAACGGGGGUCGCAGUAGCACUCAGCGAACAAAUGUUGAUCGACUGCGAUCAUUCCAACUCCGGCUGCGGUGGUGGCGAUUACACCAAAGCUUGGCAAUACGCGUAUGACAAAGGUGGUGCCAUGACGUUGACGUCGUAUCCUUACGUCUCUGGGGCGAUCAAUCAAACAAACGUAUCGUGCAAGUUCAACAGCGCCUCAGUUGCUGUCAACGUUGCCUCUUACGAUUGGACCUAUCCGUAUUCCAACGCCACCGUUACGAUGACUUAUCUGCAAAGUUUCGGACCUUUACCUACAACCAUCAAGGUUCUGGACUCCCUUUUCAAUUACGCAUCCGGUGUCUACAGCGAUCCCGCUUGCAUCGUUGCUGACGAAAAUGACGUCGAUCACGCCGUCGUUAUCGUCGGAUACGGGACCACCAAGGCCACUGCUACCGCACCCGCCACUCCUUACUGGAUUGUCCGCAACACCUGGGGCACCGGAUGGGGUCUCUCCGGCUACUUCUUCAUCAAGCGCGGAGUCAACAUGUGCAACAUUGAAUCGUGGACAGCUUACGUAAGGGUUGUCUGAACCCAGCAAAGAAAUAACAUUUCGCUUUAACUUAUUUAAUUUUACAUUUGACUUUCAAUAUAUAGCCUAGACUUUUAUUCUAUUUAUGGUUCAGAAAUAAACGUAAUUAACAUC